AUGGAACCCAACGAUAGCAGCACGAGAGAUUGUUCAACAAUAUAUCGUUUUCAAUUUGCAAGUAUAGCUUUUCUAUGUAGUGUUUAUCUUCCGUUUACAUUUCAUUCAAAUAUAUGGUCACUUUAUACGCAACCAUUUUCGCCGGUUAAUUGUUCUCUGGAUAAAAGUUCAUUCUUAUCUGGGUCAACAGCAAACGUUCCGACGAAAUUAACUCCGCCAUUGUUUUCUAAAAAUCAAAAUCGUUCCGGAUGUUGUCCGUGCAGAGAUUUUCUUAAUGGAAAUGUUAACGAUAAACGUUUAUGGUUACUUUGUCAAUCAUGGAUAGCAAAUAAACAUGAAUUAGAAGAACGAAAAGCAACUAUCAUCGAAGAAUGGCAUUUAGCUUGUGGAGAAGAAAAUCAGAGAAGUCUAUUGAUCGGGUCAAUUUCAUUUUUAAUCGCUGAAAUAAUCGGUGUUAUUAUAAUUGGCAUUCUAGCUGAUCAAUAUGGAAGAAAACUAAUGCUUCUCAUGUGCCUUUAUAUACCGGUGAUAUUCGGCUCUUUAUCUGCUUUUACUACUACGUAUUCUCUAUUUCUUAUCCUACGUUGGCCUGUUGGCUUUUUGAAUAGAGGUCUUCUCUUAUUGGGUUUUGUAAUGGUCAUUGAAUCAUGUGAAUAUAAACAUCGAGCGCAAAUUGGUUGUCUUCUUCUUGCUUCUAUACCUGCUUUUGGUAUUAUCAUUGGUGUUACUUAUUUUUUUCUACUAGAUUGGCGUCAUAUGCAAUUAUUGGGUUCAUUGAUUACAACUUUAACUCUUUGCUAUCCAUGGUUAAUACCGGAAUCCCGUCGAUGGUACGUGAAUAGUCAUCGUAUAUCACGUGUCAAUAAACUUCUGCAAUUGUGUUCGAACAAACAAGGGCCAACAUUAAGUUUAAAUAAUAAAAUUGGUUCACCGGCACCAACAACUAUGAUUUAUGAUAAACCGAUUUUAUCACCAAAUACACUUCGUGUUCAAGCAAGUUCAACAUCAAGUCUAUUAAUUGAUCAGCAACUUCGUACAAUUACUUGUUGUUUAUUUAUACUUUGGUUUCUUGCAUCGUUCUGCUAUCGAUGCGUUUUUUUUCCGAUACUUGUUUCACAUCCAACGAUAAAUUAUGUUUUAAUGAAUGCAACUGAAUUUUUCUCAUUUAUUAUUGCACUUCUAGUUGCUUAUAAAAUUGGUCGUAGAGCUCCAUUAGCUGUACUUAUUUUAAUCAGCGGUCUCUCUUCUGUUUCAUUAGCGAUAUCACUACUCGGCACAGGACAUAUGUGGCUUGAAAUAACACUAUCGAUUGUUGCUCGUGUUUGUUUACGAACUUGCUAUUGUCUUUUAAUUUUAUUUACAACAGAACUUUAUCCAACAUCUGUUCGAGCAACUGGCUUGGCUAUUGGACUUGCUAGCGAUAUUAUAGCAAGAAUUGUAGUUGAAGAACUUCUUUUUUUAACCAUUGAUCGAUUAUUACUUCUAUUUAUAUCUGGCGGUAUAUUAUGUCUUAGUUGUUGUUUGAUACUUCCAUUACCGGAAACGAUACUCUAUGAUAUUCCGGAUUCAAUUUCUGAUCUUCAAUCAAUGAAAUGUUCACCGGGAAAUGAUGAUGAGAAUAAAAUAUCGCCCCAGGCUACUUCUCAUUAUCACAUGACCGAAUCAAGCCCACGUAAACUUCCUCGCAUAUCAGAGUCAAGUACAAUAACAUCGGAUCUUAAUGAUAUAUCGCCAUUGAAUCCUAAAACAAUAAUAAAAUCUCAACAGCAAGGCGACGGCGAUGAAAAAAGUCAAACGAUUCGUUUUCAACCGGAAACAAUUCAGUUACAUUCAAAUACAUCAACAAUAAAAGGCUUAUCUAAUCCAUGCUAUUUUUCAUUAGUAAAUGAUACAAUCGAUACAUAUGAUAUUGAACAACAGGCAAAUAAUCGAGUGGUGAUUAGUAUUCGAGGUUUACAAAAUAACAAUAAUAAUAACGAGGAAGAAAGGGAAGUUACGAAGUUUUAA
Rotaria socialis is the source of this 2007-nucleotide messenger RNA. NCBI's taxonomy places the organism in Eukaryota, Metazoa, Rotifera, Eurotatoria, Philodinida, Philodinidae. The record is from the annotation of a GenBank genome assembly.